Messenger RNA from Folsomia candida, 4132 nucleotides. It is a transcript of the gene Herc4, whose product is annotated as probable E3 ubiquitin-protein ligase HERC4. The transcript is spliced from 28 exons. The coding region runs from base 493 to 3732 and encodes 1079 amino acids. The record is from RefSeq and is a predicted model, not a curated record. Gene Ontology annotation, molecular function: ubiquitin-protein transferase activity. NCBI's taxonomy places the organism in Eukaryota, Metazoa, Arthropoda, Collembola, Entomobryomorpha, Isotomidae.
CGAUUGAUGAUGUUCUAUCACAAUUUUUUGCAACAGAUAUUUUAUUUACAAAGCAGUGUUGUGCUAUAGUUUUAGUUCAGCAGACGAGUGAACUUUUACACUAGGAAUUCGUAGCGAGACUAGGACAGAGUGAGUAGUUAUAUAUUCCCAGCCAAAUUGGUGAUGAGAUUGGUCAGCUUAUUGGUCAUUUAGAUAAACAUGAAAUAAGAUUUACGUUUUGGGAAAGUUUGUCAAGCUCAAGUUGCAAAAUGAGAGUUCUUCUAAUACCCUGUACAUCCUGACCUACGACAAAGCGACAAAAACCUUGUUUAUGACUGAUCACUAUUGUGUAUUGCCUAUUGCACUCUUAGUAUUGAAGACAAGAGACAAAUAAUAACAUAACUGGUCCUCAAAGUUUGUAGGGUGUUGUGGAGCUGGACCCCUGGUAGCAGAAGUAUUGAGUGACACGAUUGCUGAAACAUCUCCACCCUAAACAAUUAUCAUGUCACCAAGAUGGAGGACGUUUUAAUGGAAGAUUUGUCAAAUGUUAGCUUUACUCUGCAGAAAAACAUUGAGGGUUUAAUGGACAAAUCACCAGUCUCACCAGUCAUGAUGGAGGAAGACAACUCUGAAAAAGUUACCUACAACAACCCAACCAUAUUUUGCUGGGGAAACACGGUCAAUGGGGAGUUGGGCUUGGGUGGUCUAGAAGAGGAGCACGUUAGCGAACCAAGGGGGCUGAACUUUUCUACAGGAGGAUGCGUCAAAUCUAUAUCUUGUGGAGAAUCUCAUACCAUAUUUCUACUGGACAAUGGGACUUUGUGGUCUUGUGGGAGCAAUGACCAUGGUCAGCUUGGACAUGACAAGGGUAGGACUAGACCGGAAAAAGUUGAAGGUCUUGAUCACAGCCCUAUCGUAGAAAUCAGUGCUGGUUUCGCGCAUAACCUUGCUGUAGACAAAUGGGGUACAGUGUUUUCUUGGGGCUCCGACUCCCACGGACAACUAGGAGUUCAAAAUGAGAAAAAGGAGGAUAAAUUAGUACGUCGCCCAAGAAUGGUCAAAUCACUUAGCACAAAGGUUGUGGUGCAAGUUGCUGCAGGAUACUUCCAUUCCAUGGUGCUCACCAAUGCUGGGGAGAUAUACACUUGCGGUUCAAAUAGCCAUGGACAGCUAGGUUUGGGUUAUGCUAAUGGUCCAAGCCAAACAAAAUUUUGUUUAGUGGAAAUGCUCAUAGGAUUCCCAUCUGCAUUAAUAACUGCUGGCGGAUUUCAUUCUUUCGCAUUGAGCGUGUCUGGAUCGGUUUAUGGCUGGGGCAAAAAUUCAUGUGGUCAACUCGGAGUCAGCGACACGGACGACAAAUGUCAACCAACUCAACUAGCCACCCUGAGGUCAUUAGGAGUAUGUUACAUAACGGCUGGCUCGGAACACUCUGCUUUCUUAACUCAAGAUGGUGGAGUCUUCACCUGUGGAAGUGGAGCUUAUGGUCAGUUGGGCCAUGGUGGCGCGUCUAAUGAAGUGUUACCUCGUAAAAUCUUGGACUUUGGGAAGUGUGUAACACAAGUAGCAUGUGGAAGGUGCCAUACACUAUGCUGGACAAAUGAUAAACUGUACUCAUUCGGGUUGAAUUCAAGUGGUCAGCUGGGAUUUACCAGUGGGAAUAAGAAUACGCCAUUUUAUGUGCCUUCAUUGCCAUUUGUGGUUGACUGUAUUUAUGCGGGAGGUGACCAUAGUAUGGUCAUGGUCAGUAUUCACGGGCUUCCAUCAGCAUCAGUUAAGGAAAAUGGAGUGGUUCAGCAGAGUUGUGACUAUCGUCAAUUUGGUGGACGACAACAAAUAAUGACAAUAACCAACAGAAAUAUUACGGAAAUAUGCUCUGCUGAGGAACCUGUUAAUCAAGACUUGAUGACAAUAGCUGAAACAGUGUUUGCUUCUCCGGGUAUUUGGAAUGGUUCAUUUUUGAUGACCAAUAACAGACACAUACCAUCCACAUGGAAGAACAUGGGUGUUGAUCUUUAUGAGGCUGAAGCUGUAUUAUCAAAGCUCAGUAAUAUCAAAUCUGUGGGGUUGCGGGAAUAUGUUGAACAAUGGAUAUUUUCAGAAUUGCUACCAAAGUUGCCUCAUCAAUUGAAACACGUAGAAGUUUUGAGAGUUUAUGUCUUACUUCCUCUCAUACCCAAUUUUUACGCAGGUUCCAAUGUUUUACUUCCAAUCUUUUAUGCAGACAGACUGCAAUCUUUAUCCUCACAAUUAGUGGCAGUUGUUGUGAGAUGGUUAUACUUCUCCCCCAAGGAUCACGUUGUUCGACUUAUAUCAGUAUAUAAGAAAACAAUUGUGUCGAUCCUGGAUGACAAGAAUCAAAGUCAAAAUCAGAAAGAUCAUGCCUUGAAAAUUUGCCUCAGUUUUGUAAGCCUGCUCAACAAUUUGAAUAGGACAUUUUCUCUGUUAUCAUAUCAUACUUUCGCUAUACCUCAGUUAACGUCAAAGGUUGAUGUGCGUCUGGAUUAUUUCAAUUGGCUUCAACGCAAACCGCAGACUCGUGUCUUUUAUUUUUGUGACUUUCCUUUUGUUUUUGAUUCACAAGCGAAAACAUUGUUAUUACAGACUGAUCAGAUACUUCAAAUGCAGACGGCAAUGAAAUCUGCAAUGAACCAAUCGAUAAGUAGCUUAAUGUUUUCGAGUUCUGCUGAUCACCAAGAAGCCCAAUAUUUGGUACUGAACGUUUCAAGAAACAAUCUAGUGAAUGAUGUACUGAACCAAAUUUACACUCUUAAUACCCAUGAUCUGAAAAAGCCAUUGAAGAUUAAGUUCAUUGGCGAAGAGGCUGAGGAUGCUGGCGGAGUGAAAAAGGAGUUUUUCCUUCUACUCAUUCGUGAAAUUCUUGAUCCAAAAUAUGGAAUGUUCAAGCACUUUGAAGAGUCCAGGCUAAUGUGGUUCAAUGAGGGGUCCUUUGAAGAAGAUGUCAUGUAUUUAUUGAUUGGCCUGCUAUGUGGGUUGGCCAUCUAUAAUUUCACAAUUAUCAGUCUUCCUUUUCCUGUUGCGUUGUACAAAAAACUAUUGGAGGAGAAAGUAGACUUACAAGACUUGAAAGAACUAUGUCCUACAGAAGGACGAUCGUUGGAGCAAAUCCAGGGGUACAAAGAGGCAGAUUUUGAAGAGGUUUUCUCCCUUCACUUUGAGAUUACAAGGGAAGAAUUCGGAGAAAUGAAAACGGUUCCGUUGAAACCUGGUGGAUCCAAUAUUACUGUGACCCAGGAAAACAAGAAUGAAUUUGUGGAGCUGUAUUUGUCCUACAUAUUCCAUGUUUCAUGCAGCAGGGGGUUUGAAGCCUUUAAGCAAGGAUUUCAAAGAGUUUGUGGUAGUACUGUGUUGCAGCUAUUCCACGCUCAAGAACUCCAAGCAAUGGUUACUGGAAAUGAAGACUACGAUUGGGGGGAACUUGAACGAAAUUGCACGUAUAAAGGGGGGUACAAAGUGGAUGACCCAACUAUUAAAUUAUUUUGGGAAGUAUUCCACGAAAUGAGUUUGCCAGAAAAGAAACAGUUCCUCUUAUUCUUGACUGGAAGUGAUAGAAUUCCUAUUUUGGGGAUGAAAACAUUGAAGAUGUGCAUUCAACCAACCGGUGACGAGAGGUAUCUACCAGUCGCUCAUACAUGUUUCAAUGUUCUAGACCUUCCAAAAUACCAGACGAAAGAACGCUUAAAGUAUAAGGUGUUACAAGCAAUCCAGCAUAAUGAAGGAUUCUCAUUAGUAUAAUAAUGACGAUGACUAUAGUGCUGUGAUAUUGACAUUUAUCAGUUAUCAUUACCGACGAGUUGAUUUUUUAUGAGCUAGUGCAUUGUACGCCUAAUAAGAACGUGCGUACAUGCAAGCAAACAAAAGACAUGUCUUCUGAAAGUAGAACUGGAUUUGUAGACUGAUCGUACUAUAAAACUCGGGGUUCUUCUGACUGGUGUGAUAUCAUUAAAUUAAACUAUACUAAAGAUAACUCUGUAAUAUUUAAGAUAAUAUUCUACACAAAAAAAUGUGCUUCAUCAUAUAUAUGUACUCAUUAAUAGAUUUGUACUUCAGCUCACAAGCAACUAUAUGUAUGUAUGUGUAUGACGGAUAUUAAACAUUAUUAAACAAGCUCUAAAUAAAAGUCUGGCAAAACAUA